This is a messenger RNA of Xyrauchen texanus (razorback sucker), 4105 nucleotides long. Its product is annotated as RNA-binding E3 ubiquitin-protein ligase MEX3C-like. Bases 132 to 1769 code for a protein of 545 amino acids. NCBI's taxonomy places the organism in Eukaryota, Metazoa, Chordata, Actinopteri, Cypriniformes, Catostomidae. Gene Ontology annotation, molecular function: RNA binding. The record is from RefSeq and is a predicted model, not a curated record. The transcript is spliced from 3 exons.
GCCGUUCAUCAACCUGCUCUGAAAUCCCCGAAGAACCGUAAACAAAGAGAUCCAGUAGAACAGGGUCACGGAACCGCAGCGCCUGCUGCCGUAAACAUCAGCUUAUAAGCAGGACACGUUGUUGGUCGAGCAUGCCCAGUAACACUCAACUCCUGGAGUCAGACGAUACCGAACCGGAUCUCCCGGUACCGGUACAGAACCUGAGUGGGUUGAUCCUCCUAGAUGAUGAGAAUCAAACCGAACCACGUGACUUUUCUCAUCUGGGUGUCCUGGGUGCGGUUUUGGACCUCCAACCUUUGUCCCAAACUGGAUCAGAAGAUGAGACCAUUAACAACAACAACAUUAUCAGACAUGAUGGUGAUCUAGACCAGCUGAGGGCCCUGGCUCUAGAACUCAAUGGCAUGGAGGCCCCAGGGUCUGACGGGCUCUUCCAGGACGGGCUGGGCGAGACCCAGGUUAACCAGGAUCAGGGGAGGCUUAUGAUGAUGAUGAUGAUGAUGCAGGAGGAGGGUGAGAGGUCUUCACUCAAUGCCAGGAGGAAGAGUGUCAACACUACAGAGUGUGUGAUGGUGCCCACAUCUGAACAUGUGGCAGAAAUAGUUGGCAGACAGGGUUGUAAGAUCAAGGCUUUGAGAGGGAAGACGAACACCUACAUUAAAACACCCGUAAGAGGAGAGGAGCCAAUGUUCGUAGUGACCGGAAGGAAGGAGGACGUCAUCAUGGCCAAAUGUGAGAUUCUAUCUGCAGCUGAACACUUCUCCCUUAUCCGGGCAUCACGGAACAAGCUGUCUCCAGGCCCGGGACUCAGCAGCAUCCCUUCUUGCCAUCCGGGCCAGACCACCAUCCAGGUGCGAGUUCCGUAUCGAAUGGUGGGGCUUGUGGUCGGACCAAAAGGAACAACAAUUAAGAAGAUCCAGCAACAGACCCACACCUACAUUGUCACGCCGAGCCGCGAUAAAGAACCGGUGUUUGAGGUGACAGGCAUGCCUGAGAAUGUAGACCGAGCUCGAGAAGAAAUCGAGGCCUACAUCGCUCUACGUACUGCCGGGAGCGUGGAUACCAGCGUAGAUGAAGACGACUUCCACUACAACGGCACUGACGUCGGGUUUGAGUCGGGCAGCAAUGGAGCCUGGUUCUUCUCCAGCGGUGCAUCAAACUUCAAUGCUAACUACUGCAACUUCCGCGUCAACGGCGCAGGGUACCGCAACAACAGUUCCAGCUCCCUCGGAAGCAACUCCAGCGAAUCUUACUACAGCGGCAAAGGUAGUGGAAAGGCGGAUCUGAGCCCCAGCAGUCCGUACGGCAGUAAUGGUGGUGCCACCUUCUGGUUUGGUGAUACUCAGAUACCCUUUGGAUCCUCUGAAUCUGCAGGAUACGACGGGCUGUCAGUGUCGGAUCCAUCUUCAAAUCAGCAGCCGGUGUUGUGGAGCACCUUAGAGCGUGGAGGCACCAGUUUGCCGACUACACCACGGCUUUCUCCUUCCCUACUCACCCGAAUGUCUCCAUCUCUACCUGAGGCAUUGGAUCAUCCGCUGGUUCGGUUGAUGCAGGAGAAUUCCCAGAGCCUCCCAGCCUUUGGUUCCGCAUUCUCCCCAUCUAGCGACAGCACAGGCUCCAGUUCCCCGCCGAACGUGUACACCUACUCCAAACUCAGCCACGUUCCUGUGUGCGUACGUUGUGGCAGCGGAGACAACGUGGCAGCGGUUGUCCUGGGUGGGCCAAACCUUCUCUGUAUCGAUUGUUCCAGCGCCAUCUUGCAAAGCGCGUAGAGUCUCUCCCAUCUCGCUCCAAACAUCUGAGCAACAUACGAGAGAGAAAACAUCAACUUAUACCAGAGAAGGGUGUCAACUAAUGAUAAUUUGGGAUCACAAGAAGUAAAUCGUUUAUUUUUUACGUUGAUGCUUUUCCUUGUUCAAUUAUGUUUAUAAGAGUGGGAAAUGCAGGUUUAGAUCAAUAAUCAAAAGUUGAGUUCAUCUCAAAGAUUUCCCUUUUACGUUCAGCUGCUACAUAGUUCGUUUUUAUGGCAAGUAGCGCUGGGGUUUAGUAGUGCUAGACUGCCAUUAUCUACAUAUUUUCUUUGUUUUCUCGUUUCCAAGGUAUCGAUUCUUUGUUUACAUUAUACGUGUGCCUGAUUCCAUGUCAACGUUACAUAAUAGUGGAAUGGGCUGGCAGUGUUGCUGCAAAAAUGGUUGUGUUUAGAUGGUUAACCUAAUUCCCUGAAACUCUCUUGAGAUUUGUAUUUGCCACUACCAAGGUUAGGUGUACGUUUUGUGUGGGACUCCAGGUAUACUUAAGUGUGUGGAUGUUGCAUGUAAGGCCACGUCCACACCAAUAUGUUUUAGUCUGAAAAGGCAUUAAUUUUGCUACGUUUACACCUUUCUUUCGCACUAGAACAGCAGUUUUGAAAACACUCCCAAUACCACACACAUUGGAAAUGAUGUUGGGAAACUGAAAACAUGUUUCAAACUUAAACAAUGUGGACGUGGCCUAAGACAUUGGACGAACGAGGGUUACCAUCUAAACACGACUCUGUACAAGCAUCUAUGGUUUCUGUUUUCCCCACACUAGAGCCGAGAAGCAUGAGGUCCAAUAAGAGCGAGAGAUGAUCUCCUUACUUUCACCUCACGACCCUGAUGUCUGCACUCAAAACAUCUCCAUAAUCAUUACAAAACUUGGAGGUCAUAAAAUGGCAGCACAUCACUGUAGCAAAGUAAUUGGUCCUCAUUCAUGAAAUGCAAAGGGAACUGAUUUCAGGGCAAAUAGUUUGUAAAGUAGUUCUUAAGGACUGCAAAUUGGGCCUCAUUCCUGAAAGAGCAGAACAUAUUUCUGUGUAAAUUGCUCAUAAAUUCCAUUCUUGUCAAAUUGUUGCAUUUAACUCAAUGUGAUCAUGUAUGUAAGCACUGACUGAGCGAUUACAAUUGUUCAUAUUUAACGAAAAUUCGAUCUCAACCUGAAUUUUUCAGGAGUGAAUUUGGUUUUGGAAUGUGGUUGUAAAUUUGGGCCUCAUUUAUGAAACAUGAGGUGAACUAUUUCUGUUCAAAUGGUUCAUAAAACAUUUCUUACGUAAAUAGUUUCAUUGAAUUUGAUCCAACAAUUGACGUAAUCGUCAAUUUUAGGAAUUUACAUAAUGGUUUUAUGAACGAUUUACACAUUAAUUCUGCUCGUCUUUCACAAAUAAGGACUAAUGUCGCAUUCAACUCAAUGUGACAAUUUAAGUUAGAAAGAUUUCACGAAUGAUCGUUUCCUGAAUGAGGCGCUUUACGCGAUUUGCAUCGUGGUAUGUGUUCGUAACAACUCUUCUCAUUGCCUUAACUGAACCGAUCUUGCCGAAACAGGUCUCUUAGGACCUGAGAGUUAUUUGUGUCUGAGAGAAUGAAAAGUUCAACGAUGAUUUCUUAAAGCGCAGUUUUUGACACGGCUACGGUCGCCUUUUUUCUUGAUCUUCGCCACUAAACUCAGAGAAACUUUAAGGCUUCAGUGAUCCACAACCUCUCAAGUUAGACUUUUUUUUUCACACUUUUGUUGUAUUUCUGUAGUUUAUAUUUCAUUUCCAUAUAUUUAUAUCAAGAUUAUAUAUAUAUAUAAGACUAUUUGGCAACAGUUGGCUGCUGUUUGCAUAAGUAUUAGCUUGUAGAGUAUUGACGUCAGGUACUAUAGAGCAGGAAUAUGCACACCUGCAUGUUCUUAUCUAACCAUUUCUAAUCUGCGACAAAAAAGCCAAGGAUCCAUACACACACUAUAUAUAUAUAUAUAUAUAUAUAUAUAUAUAUAUAUAUAUGCUGCAUUAGAUUUGCAUACUACCAUAUUAUGAACAAUAUAAAAGUCCUGUGUUAAACAUUACUAGGAUUUUUUGUUUAUCAAAGAGAUUUUUACUGUCACUGCUACAAUGUUUCUGUAUUUGAUAAUUUUACUGUUCUUUUAUUAUGUAUAUAUAUAUAUAUAUAUAUAUAUAUAUAUGCAGGGACAUUAAGGCAUAUAAGUUGUAUUCUUAAAGUUUAAAAUAUAUUUUAUGAUAAAUGGCCUUACUGUCCUGUGGCCAAAGCACUGAUAUUAUAUAUUUGCUGUAAAAAAAAAAAAUUAAGAUUUUUAUUUUUCUGAUAUUGAA